Messenger RNA from Radiomyces spectabilis, 465 nucleotides. RefSeq lists its product as uncharacterized. The record is from RefSeq and is a predicted model, not a curated record. Lineage: Eukaryota; Fungi; Mucoromycota; Mucoromycetes; Mucorales; Radiomycetaceae. Gene Ontology annotation, molecular function: RNA polymerase II cis-regulatory region sequence-specific DNA binding; DNA-binding transcription factor activity, RNA polymerase II-specific. The transcript has 4 exons. The coding region runs from base 1 to 465 and encodes 154 amino acids. Gene Ontology annotation, biological process: regulation of transcription by RNA polymerase II.
AUGGAAACCGAAGAUAACCGCUCUACUACCGCGUCCACAAAGCCGAAAUCACGCAGCGGUAAGGCCAAGGUGUUUCAAUGCCAGGGAUAUGGGGAUUGUCGAAUGGUAUUCACCCGAAGCGAACAUCUCGCGCGCCACAUGAGAAAACAUACGGGAGAGAAACCUUUCAAAUGCAUUGUUUCCGGAUGUGAUCGUAUGUUCAGCCGCUUCGAUAACAUGAUGCAACACACGCAGACCCACAACAAAUCUCGCGCAAAAGAGGACAGCGCCUCGGAGCCGGGUAGCCAGAUGAAGGAAACCCGCCGCCUUUCGGUGCAAGAUCUAUGUAAUCCUAUCGAAUGUCUAGAAAAUCAAACCGCACAACCAAACUCUGAAGAAGAAGGCGUCAAUCUCACUAUCGAUGAGUUCGAGGCCAUUCAGGGUUUUGGACGUUUUCAUGCCGUUGCAUCCACCGUAGAUAACUAA